Molecule: messenger RNA, 843 nt
Organism: Lodderomyces parapsilosis
Lineage: Eukaryota; Fungi; Ascomycota; Pichiomycetes; Serinales; Debaryomycetaceae
Gene: BUB2
Product: Bub2p
Exons: 1
Coding region: 1-843 (280 amino acids)
Biological process (GO): activation of GTPase activity; negative regulation of septation initiation signaling
Cellular component (GO): mitotic spindle pole body
Molecular function (GO): GTPase activator activity
Source: RefSeq, a predicted model, not a curated record
AUGAUAUUAACAGAAGGACUUUCAAUUCCUGAAGGAUAUGACCAAUGUCCUUACAGAUCCUAUGUGUGGUCAAUUUUAAGUCGUACACAGACGUUCUCCACCGAACAUUACUUGCAGCUAUUGUCAGAACUGGAAAACAGCUUGAGCAAAGAGCUACGAAUGAAAAUUAAGAAUGACACUUUUCGUACAUUAAUGAAUGAUCAAAGGUUUCAUCAAAAAGUAAGUGAAGAUCUGCUAAUUAGAAUUUUGUCAUGUGUUGCAAUGACCAAUGAUGUGGGCUAUGUUCAAGGGCUCAAUGUGCUACUUGCUCCUAUUGCAUACAGUUGUCAUCGAAGUGAACCACAAGCAUUUGCUAUACUACACUCCGUAAUCACCUACCAUAUCCCACUAUACAUCACACCGAAUUUAGAAGGUGUUCAUACUGGUCUUAGUCUAGUUGAUGUUGUGCUUAAGCUGAUUGAUCCAGUGUUAAGUGAAGCAUUGGACUCAAAAUUUUUGAAAACGGAGAUUUAUGCGUUUCCCUCAGUACUUACAUUAAGUGCAUGCACGCCACCGUUGCAAGCAGUUUUGAAAUUGUGGGAUUUUUUAUUUGCAUAUGGGUUCCAUAUGAAUAUCUUGUUCAUUGUGGCCCAAUUGAUUAUUCAUAGGACGGUAAUUUUGGAAUCGGAACAACCAAUGAAAAUUUUGCGUAAUUUCCCUAGUUUGGAAGCUAAUGAAAUUAUCAAGUUGAGUUUGAGUUUUAUACCUGAGUUGCCGAAACCACUUUUUGAGUUGAUUGCAAGGCAUGGAUACGAUAAAUCUGUCCCCAAAAGAUUGAAGGCAUUUUUAGCUGAUGGGGAAUAA